AUGUCAAUAAAAUUAAGAGAGUUAAUUCGAAACAUACGAAGUUGUAAAACUGCGGCUGAAGAAAGAUCAGUUGUUGCUAAAGAAUGUGCAUUAAUUAGAACUGCAUUUAAGGAAGAAGAUAAUAUUUAUAGGCAUAGAAAUGUGGCUAAACUUUUGUUUAUAAAUAUGCUAGGUUAUCCUACUCAUUUCGGACAAAUAGAAUGUUUAAAAUUAAUUGCGUCAAAUAAAUUUUCUUAUAAAAGAAUUGGAUAUUUGGGAUUAACUAUAUUGUUAGAUGAAAAUACUGAUAUUUUAAUGCUUGUAACAAAUUCCAUUAAGAAUGAUUUGAGAAAUAGUAAUCAGUAUAUCAAUGGAAUAGCUUUAUGUGCUUUAGGAAAUAUUGCAAAUAGUGAAAUGUGUACUUCUUUAAGUCAUGAAAUCCUUGAUAUGAUCAAUAUUAAUAAUCCCUACAUAAAAAAGAAGGCGACCAUGUGUGCUAUUCGUAUAUUAAAAAAAACAAAUGAUAUAGAAGAAUUAUUUUUAGAUAAAAUUAGUAAUUUGUUAGAUGAUAGAAACCACGGUGUUUUGAGUGCAGGAAUUAGUUUAAUGAUUACAUUAAUAGAAAAAAGGCCUCAAUACAAAAACAUUUUAAAAGUUCAUACAAAUAAACUUGUUAAAAUUUUAAAAAGUUGUGUUAUGUCAGGAUAUUCACAUGGAGCAGAAUACGAUAUAUAUGGUAUAAAUGAUCCUUUUUUGCAAGUUAAAAUAUUAAAAUUAUUAAAAUACUUAAACUCAGAAGAAAAUGUUAAUGAAAAUGAAUCUGAAACAAAAUAUAUCAAUGUGAAAAUGGAAGGAACAGGAAAUCACUUUAACAACACACUUAGUGAAAAAGAAUUAAGUAAGAGCAUAUCUAAUGAUAAUUUAUCGAAAGAAAAUAAUUUAGAAGUAAAAAAUAAUAUUAAUAUAAAUGAAAAUAAUUCCUAUGAUAUGGAAGAGGUAAAUUCUAUAUUGGCACAAGUAGCUACUAAUACUGAUUCUCUGAAAAAUGUAGGAAAUGCAAUUUUAUAUGAAUGUGUUAAAACAAUAACCUAUAUAUCUACAGAUCCUGGUUUAUUAGUAUUAGCUGUAAACGUUUUAGGAAAAUUUUUACAGAACAAUGAUAAUAAUAUAAGAUAUGUUGGUUUAUGCACUUUGCAAAAAUUAUUAAAAAAAGAUCCUAAAACAUUACAUAUAUAUAGAAAUACUAUUAUAGAAUGUUUAAAAGAUCAGGAUAUUAGUAUAAGAAAGAAAGCCUUGGAUGUUGCUUUUGCACUUAUUACAAAAGAAUCUUUAAAAACUAUGGUGAAAGAAUUAUUAAACUAUUUAUUAGUAGCUGAUAUAGAAAUUAAAAGCGAUAUUGUUUCUAAUAUUUGUGUUUCUGUCAAUAAAUAUGCACCAAAUAUUCAAUAUUUAUUAGAUACAUAUAUAAAAUUAUUCUGUUUAGCUGGAAAUUUUAUACAAGAUCAUAUUAAAGAUGACUUUAUUUAUUAUCUUUUACAAAAUCCCAAAUUUCAUUCAUAUGUGGUAUUUAAGCUUUUUUUUUCUAUUAGAGAAAACUUAGAUCAGUAUGCAUUAAUACAAGUUGGUAUAUGGUGUAUUGGGGAAUUUGGAGAUUUAUUAAUUCAAGAAAAAAAUAUAGGCCCAGAUCAAGAAGUGAUAACUGUCACAUAUGAUGAUAUUUUUGAUUUAUUAGAAAAAAUAAUUAAAACGUAUGAAGGUAAUAGCAUUAGGGAAUUACACAACAUAAACAUAAAAGACCCUAUCCAUAAUAUUAUAUAUAAUAAAUCUUUAAAUAUUUUGGAAGACACUUCUAAUAGUAGCAAUUUUAAUAUAUGUUGUAACAUAAAUGAAAAUAUAAAUAAUGAUGAUAAUAACAUUAUUUUACAAUAUAUUUUAAUUUGCCUCAGUAAAUUAACAGUAAGGAUUCCUUCUCAAAAAAAGAAAAUAGAAAAAAUAAUUCAAAAAUAUAAAAAAAAUAAAUGCAUAGAAAUACAACAGAGGGCGUGUGAAUUUCAUGAAUUUAUGAAUCCUCAGUGGGAUGAUAUUAGAGACUAUGUUUUAUUACGUAUGCCUUGUAAUAAAAAAAUAAAUAAAAAAAAAGAAUUACAAGAAAAUGAAGAAUGUGUAGAUUAUGAUGAUAAAACUGUUGAUAUUUCUAAUAAGAAGAAUACAGAAAAUUAUGUAAUUAAUGAUAAUUUAAAUGAUACUUAUGUAGAUUUAUUGGACCUUGAUGAUGUACUAGGAUUACAAAACUCAAACAAUAAAAGUAAUGAUAAUUUUGUCGGAAAAGAUAACCCGGAUAUAAGUAAUAAUCUUACUAAAAAUAAUAAUGACAAUAUAAAUGAAAAUUUUAACAAAAAAGGAGACCUUAAUAUUAUUGAUGCUUUUAAUACUAAUGAUAAUUUAAAUAUAAAUGAAUAUGUAACAAAUAAAGAAACAAUUAUUGAUAAUUUAUCAAAUACUAGUACGAAAAAUGAAAAUGACUUAGAGAUUAUAAAUAAAAAAAAUGAAGAUAUCUUGGCAGACCUUUUUGGAAAUAUUUCAAUAGAUCAAUCAAAAAAUAAUUUAAAAAAUAUUACAAAUGGAAAUGAAAACGAUUCUUUAAAUUUGCUUUUGGAUGAUAUACAAACAGAUGAGAAAAAUGAUAUUUUAAAUUUGAAUAUGAUAGAUGAAAGAGUAGAACAAGUUCAAAUAAAUCCUAUGAAAAUAUAUGAAAAAGAUGAUAUUGAAAUUAUAUUUAAUUUUGAAAAGGAAAACUUAGAUUCAGAAAUUACUAUUAUUAAAGCUACAUAUUCAAAUAAAUCAAAUACAUUAAUAAUUCCUAAUUAUAUAAAUUUAGAAAUAUUCCCAGCUUCAUCCAGCGAAUUAUUACCUUUCGAAAAGACAAAAAUUACUCAAAAUCUAAAAAUUGUUAAUAAAUUAUUUAAAAAAAAACCUGUUCUUAUGAAAGUUAGACUAUCUUAUUUUAAAAAUAAUGAAAGAUUUCAAGAUUUUAUAAAUAUAGGAAAUUUUCCUGAUACUUUAUAA
This is a messenger RNA of Plasmodium gallinaceum, 3045 nucleotides long. RefSeq names its product AP-1 complex subunit gamma, putative. The transcript has 4 exons. The record is from RefSeq and is a predicted model, not a curated record. Gene Ontology annotation, biological process: Golgi to vacuole transport; receptor-mediated endocytosis; intracellular protein transport. Gene Ontology annotation, molecular function: clathrin-cargo adaptor activity. Bases 1 to 3045 code for a protein of 1014 amino acids. NCBI's taxonomy places the organism in Eukaryota, Apicomplexa, Aconoidasida, Haemosporida, Plasmodiidae. Gene Ontology annotation, cellular component: Golgi apparatus; AP-1 adaptor complex; membrane coat.